Acyrthosiphon pisum (pea aphid) is the source of this 339-nucleotide messenger RNA. RefSeq lists its product as uncharacterized. Lineage: Eukaryota; Metazoa; Arthropoda; Insecta; Hemiptera; Aphididae. The record is from RefSeq and is a predicted model, not a curated record. Bases 1 to 339 code for a protein of 112 amino acids. The transcript is spliced from 2 exons.
AUGACUGCAGCCGAAAUAUUUGACGUUGUGACCGGAAAAUCAAAAAAACCCGUUCUUACAAAAUCAAGUUCAGAAACUGAAGAUGAUGCAAGAAAAAGCAUAUUAUAUGAACAGAAGUCUGCAACAAGCAUUUCUUUGUUACAAGAAAAAUUCUAUGGUUAUGUUAUGGACCCCGUAGAGAGUAUGGCUUGUCACACAUCAAAACUAGAAAAUUUAAGUAAGCAAUUGGUACAAUCAGGAGAACCAAUAUCUGAUUCAAUGCUGAUGACAAAGAUUCUAAUGACGUUACCAGACACUUAUAAACAUUUUUAUAGUGCUUGGGAUUCAAUGUCGAGUUAG